GUUAGUGAAAGCCAGUGCUGUGAAUGUCACCAUUAAUGUCCUUUCCAAACAAACUAGUGCCGUCUGCUCCUUCCACUGGAUCGCUCAAUGCCUUUGCCGAAGAACUGUCCCCUUCUGUGUCCGGACCGAAUUCUGACCUCAUGGGAGCAUCCUGUUGUGCUGUCCCUGAAUGCAGCCCAGUCGAUAAGAAGCUAACCGAGCCUCAAUGGGUGUCCGAAGACCUCGCAGUAAUAGCGCAGGCCACAAGGGGGAGCUCUGAGGGGAGUGAGGCCGACGCUAAAAGGGCUAUCAGCUUGGAUGCAACAGAGUGCUUGGAUGGGAUUAGCUUGGAUGCAUCUCUGGUCCGCAGUGCAGCGUUGGAAGACCUUACCGCUAUUGACCAAGGGCAAAGCAGUGAAAAUAUUGAAAGGAAUGAAUCAGAAGAUGCCAUAUUUGGACAACGCACUCAAAGCCUGUCAGAUACUAGCUAUUGUUCUGAACAAAUAGGGGAUGGUUCAGCACAAUUGCAUGAAGCCCAAAGUGAUUCUCCACCAACGCUACUUGACAAUGUGGAGGAAAAUAACUCCAUUGAUGGCUAUUCAAAAUCUGACCUUUCUAAUGAUUCAGAGAUGAUGGUUUUGGACAACACAGAGGCAAGACACACCUCUCCUGCUAGAAAGUCAAUGGUUCCAGUGGCAGUGUGCACAGCUCAAGCCAAAUCGGAUAGCCCCGCAGACAAGACAUACUCCUCCAUCCAAACGCCUCCCUCUCCCCUUAAACGACUAUCACAAAACUCAAAGAGCAAAUUACAGUCUCCUCGAAACGGGCACAGCUCCAUCCCAGUCAAAACCAACAGCUCCGAGCGAGUGCAGACCAGAAACGUGAAGACCCCAGCAGCGAAAACUGCAGCCAGAACUGCUCAACCAGUUAAUGCCAAGAAACCUCCCACUCCCAAAAAUGACAAAGAUCACAAGAGUGGACAGAGCAGCCCUGGCACCCCCAAGUCCCCUUCAAGCCAAGCACAGUCCAAAUCUGUGGCUGAGGCCAACAAAGUGAAAAAGGUGGCGGUGGUGCGUUCGACACCCAAAUCUCCAGGGUCCCUGAAGACGCGCCCCGGUCCUAUGGCGGCUGCCACUGGUGCUGCUGCACCUCUCCCGGACCUCAAGAACGUACGCUCCAAGAUCGGCUCCACAGAAAACAUUAAGCACCAGCCUGGAGGCGGCAGGGUACAAAUCCUUGAUCAGAAGGUGGACUAUAGUACUGUCCAGUCUAAGUGCGGCUCCAAAAGCAAUCUAAAACAUGUACCCGGUGGCGGCAAUGUUCAGAUCCUUGACAAGAAGAUUGACUUCUCCAAUGUCCAGGCUCGCUGUGGCUCUAAAGACAACCUGAAGCACACCCCUGGAGGAGGCAAGGUUAAAAUUCUUGAACAGAAGUUGGACUUUAGUAAUGUCCAGUCUAAGUGCGGCUCCAAAGACAAUAUCAAACAUGUUCCUGGCGGCGGCCAAGUUCAAAUUUUUGAUAAGAAGUUGGAGUUAGCCAAUGUGGGGUCGCGAUGUGGCUCCAAAGAUAAUAUAAAACACACUCCAGGUGGAGGCAAUGUUCAAAUUGUGCACAAAAAGAUCGAUUUGAGCAACGUCCAGUCCAAGUGUGGCUCAAAAGACAACAUUCGCCAUAAACCAGGUGGUGGAAAUGUUGAAAUCAAGAACGAGAAGUUGGAGUUCAAAGUCCAGUCUAAGGUCGGGUCUCUGGAUAACAUUGGUCACACCCCAGGAGGCGGACAGAGAAAGCGUCAGAGCAGAGAGGGCAGCGUUUCGGACAGCCCCUCCCUGCCCUCCCCCGGGCUCACCCCCCCUCUCACCCCCCAGACUGUGUCCCCCGUCCCAACCACACCUGUGCUCACCAACCCACUCAUAAAGAUUGAGGACUCCUAUUGAGAGCCACAAACUGACCUUCCGUGAGACGGCCAAGGCGCGCACUGACCACGGCGCAGAGAUCAUUUCUCUAGAGGAGUCGCCGCAGCAGCUCAGCACCAUGUCGUCCUCUGGCAGUCUCAACAUGGCCGACUCCCCACAGCUGUCCACGCUGGCUGACCAGGUGUCCGCUUCGCUGGCUAAACAGGGCUUGUGAAUGCACAUAACUAUCCACAAAGACCCCCUUCUCCAUCCCCCUUUUUCUCUCCCUCUUUCCCUCCUCCUCCUAUUCCUCCCUUCACACCACCACAAUCGCAACGUAGUCGAGUUGUGAUGCCUUCCUCGUUAAUUUCCACUGGACUUUUUAAUUUAUUAUUUCAUUUUUAAACAUUUUAGCUCAACCUACCACUGUAAACUAACUGUUCAUGAGGCAGUAUUAUUAGGCCAAGUUUUUAUUUCUAAGGUAUUUACUUGGUAGCCCACCUUUUGUAAGUUUCCCUUUAAAAUAUGCGAGCUCCUCAGAUCUAAUUCCGAUGACCAUUUAAGGCUUGUCUCCCUGUACCAUUGACAGUCAACCCCAUAGGAGUCAAGUUGUCAGCGUGCAAGUCCUCCGAUUUAUUUCAAUUUAUUCAGACAGUCAUGUUUUUGACAAGAAAAAGACAAGGUGCAUAUCAUUAUUAAGGGGUAAGGUCUGUAUUGACGCAGAAGGGGCAGUUAGAUGGUACAGAGAUGAUGGAAAGUAGUAGCAACAUUUUCUUAUAGGCAGAAAAAAUGCGCUUUCGGACCUCACUGCGAAUCUUUGUUUUGCUUUCUUUAGUCCUGAUUGAAAAGAAAUGGGAGGAAAAAAACAGUAUGGCUAGAGUGUAGGCUUGUGUUGGGCACAGUUUUAUAAUUGUACUCUGUGGAUAUAUGACAUGUAUUUGAUAUGAAGAAAACAUUUGUAUCGUGCCUGCUACUGUCAGUGUUCAUUUUUUGUUUCUGCUCUAUUUGUAAUAUAGGAGGCGAAAGCAUUGAUCAUUAACCUGUAGGCUUUUAAAAUGUAACGGCCAAAUUUUACAGUAUUCCGAGGAAGAGGAGGUUACGUGCACUAAGUAUAGGCAUUCAUAACUAUUAAUUAACCUAGUAUUUUAAAAUGUAAUCCUGGAAGAAAUGAAUGGAUUUUAGAUGGGUAAAUGUAAUGUUUGAAAGGUUGACUGGGCCAUUUUGGUGCAAAGAGGGAUUUGGGGAGCACUGCAAGUCUGAAACUGUACAGUGAAAAUUAUACUUAAUAUUAUUUAACUCACUAAAAAUGAAAGCAACUGGCUGGAUAUAAUAGAAUUACCCUUAACACUUCAAAUACUAUCUCCCUAUCGUCGAUCAUUACUCCCCCUAGUGGUCAGUCUCACUAAAGAUCUUGCAUGCUCCUCAUGUAAGAGAAUAACUGCUUGUUGCCUCCCUUCACAAAGUGGUCUCUAUGUAAUGUAUAUCCUCUUUAUAUGAACUGAACCGCAAGGAUAUACUGGUAGGUUUAAGCGUGUGUCUGUGCGUGUGUAUGGGCCAAUUCGUCAUUCAAAAGUGGUCAUAAAAGGAGUCCUUAACAUUGCUCCCUGUUACAAUGCAUAGGGUGACCACCUUAUACUGAAAAAAGAGGGAAGAUGUUGAAUGUGGUUGGGUAUAACACCAUUUUUAUCAAAGGCACAGAGAGAAUACUAGGUGCAAACAUAGCGAACAUUAAAAAAAAAACCCUAAAAUAAAUAAAUAAAUAAAUAAUAUCUCACUUCACAAUUCAUGUGUCAUCAAUAAAAAGUGGGGCAUCCUCUAAAUAACUGAGAUAAGGGACAGGGGCUGGCUGUGUUGAACAACCAAAAGCGGGACAGGUGGUCACCCUAAUAACACAUAAUGCAAAAUCUCAUUGCCAAAAUGUUAGGUUCACAGGCAGUAGGACUUUUAAGGUGUUCUUGCAACAUUAUCUGCAUGCUAAAUAAAUCUCGGUUUUUAGACCACGUUAAUUUUAGUGUGUAAGAGAUUGGGUGCUCAGACGGAGGUGGAAUGGCGCCCCCUCGAGGCGCGCAUCUGCAGUAAAGAAGAAACGUGCCAGAGCUUGUGCUUAGUCCUCUCCGUUAUUGUUUGUACCGGAGCUAAUGGAGAGGCGGUUUUUGUAGUAACAAAUUCUCAUCACCUUUUUGAUUAUUUCUGAUGCUGUACAGUUGUGGCAAUGUGAUUGUUCGUUAUUGUGCAUUUUAUCAAUAACUGGUUUAUGAUUCUUGUUGCUGUAAUAUGUGUAUUUGAAAAUAAAUGCUAUGAAGUCAA
Messenger RNA from Periophthalmus magnuspinnatus, 4178 nucleotides. RefSeq names its product microtubule-associated protein tau a (gene mapta). Gene Ontology annotation, cellular component: neuron projection. Lineage: Eukaryota; Metazoa; Chordata; Actinopteri; Gobiiformes; Gobiidae. The transcript has 14 exons. The record is from RefSeq and is a predicted model, not a curated record. Gene Ontology annotation, molecular function: microtubule binding. Gene Ontology annotation, biological process: microtubule cytoskeleton organization; neuron projection development. Bases 24 to 1913 code for a protein of 629 amino acids.